Messenger RNA from Polistes dominula (European paper wasp), 2302 nucleotides. RefSeq lists its product as uncharacterized. The record is from RefSeq and is a predicted model, not a curated record. Lineage: Eukaryota; Metazoa; Arthropoda; Insecta; Hymenoptera; Vespidae.
UUUACACUUAAACUUAUUAUUACUUAAAUAAAACAAUUUUCUUGUCGAUAAAGAAAUAGACAAAACAAUAAUCAUUUUCGCCUUAUCAACAAAUUCACUAGUUUCUAUUUGAUCAUUAAAAUUAAGCAACAAUAGUACUUGGAUAGGUAACCGCUUUGGAACACAGAGUGCUGUCAACUCCAGGGAGGUGACUCAGGAUAACGAUAAGCUGUUGUCAAAGUCUCUUAAACUCAUAAAAGAAAAAAUAAUAUAGACAAGACAUUAUCAAUUAGAAAUCUUGAUCAAAAAAUUAUUUUAUAAAUGGCUAUUUAUUGUUGCUUGCUUUUUAAAACUAUUUCUUUUUAAUAUGCAUUUUCAUUUGUUUAUUUAAAGUUUUAUAAAAGACUAGAUAUAGUUUCUAGGGUAUCGGUAAAAGAAUUAGAGGUAUUGCGACAUAAUCUUAUCUGUGCUUAUCUCAGAAUAUUACAGAGUGAUAUAAAAUAACGGUUUCAUUCAUACGGAUAAUCGGAAAAUAUUUUCUAUAUCAACUAUUGUAUUUUAUUUUGUAUUAUUUUAAAUUAUCUUUUAAAUAUGAUCAAUUAAGUAGUGGAUUAAUUAAGUGUUAUAGUUUCAAAAAAGGAUGAUAGAUACUCUGAGUAAGAAGACAAAUAUGUGUCAAAAUCUAUAUUAAAUAACACAAAUCUAUUAAUAUAAUCUUCUGUGUGUGAUGAGUCAUUUAUAAUAAGAAUUGUUACAUUAGUUCAAUAAGAAUAUUUUUUUAUUGAGAUACAAUUUUCGUCAUAUUGUAAAAUGCAAUAUUUUGAAAGAGUGAAAGAAAUAAUCAAUAAUGUAUACUCAUGACACAUCUAUACAGCAUAUACAUUCUACGCAUGAUUAUAUAUAUAUUUUAGGAGCGUCAAAAUGCAAAGAUCAAAUAUUUGAGUUUUAAUCUUUCAACGAUCUUUUCCGCCGCAUUGGAAGAACCACCACUAAGGACUAAGAUUUACGCAUACGCGUAGCUUAUUUCAACGUGAAAAAUAAGAGGAAAUAUAUUCGUUAAAGUAUUCACCUCUCUGUAUAAAUGUGAUUUUACUUAUUCGAUGAGACAUUCGACCAAAUGCUAUCUGAUUAGUUUACAUUACGAUAUUUUGAAUCCUUUACGCGCUUCUUAAAGUUUACAUUUUCUAUUUGUUAUUUUUCAAGACUAUUUAUUAUCGAUUGAACAGAAAUAUCUUUGCUUCUGUUAAACCUAAACGCGUUUAUAUAUAUGCGUGUAAAUUAAAAAGAUUUCGUGAAUUUGUCAUCCACCGAACGAAGUCAAAAUAUAAAAAAAAGGUGUGACUUUUAUGAUCAUGCCAUCAAAAUGAAUGAAUAAUGUAUGACUUGAAAUAUUGUUUAUCGUGGAAGUAGAAAGUUAUAAUAAGAAAAGAACAGAUAUUUGCAACGAUGAAAACUUCGCAAGCAGAAACUCUUCUCGCGAUAUUGUAUACUGCUUCGGUGAUAUUUGCGAUAAUAUCUUUAGCAUCUCUCGCAAUUAUUUGGCAACAUUGGGAAAUGACAUUAGAUGGUUGCAUUAGUGUUAAUUGUGGUUGUAUAUUGUAUGGUAUUAAUACGUUUAGCACAUUUAUGGGAGGAAAUAUAAAACUUUGCCAUUAUGGUGUCUACGGACUCCUUCCUGCAAUUAUAAUUGGCUUGUGCCUCAGUAUUUAUCAUAUUUACAGAUGCUCUAUUAAUCGUGGCCUUGAUGAGCCCAGGUCAAUGAAUUAUAACAACAACAGAGCCACUAUUAAUGGGCAAGUUGUUGUAAUUGGCCCAAAAAGAAGAGCUCCAUUUAAACAAUGGAUACCAUCAGUAUUUUGCGCUGCUUUGAUUGGCUGUUUAUCGCUUGCGCAUGCAGUUAUCACAACCGAUGGUUUUUUUAAAACUUGUGAACAAUAUAAAAGAGCUCUGAUACAACUUUUGGGUUCUAGGGGACGUGAAGCUCAUGUAAUUCGAUAUAGACUUGGUUGCAGUGCAAUUUUUGAUUACAUGGAUUAUCUUCAACCGGAUGCCAAUAAUUUUAGACGGGGAGAAGAAUUAAAUACAGGUUUUGCAUUACAACUCGCUAUUGUUUGUACAUGGCUUAAUUUUUUUACAUGGGUUUUUAUAUGCGUUCUCUCUUUCACUAUGGCAAAAAAGAAACUCAGAACUUCUGGAGAACACUUUUGUUGUUUUUAAAUUCAUUUUCUUAUUGAAGUAUUAUAUCGUUUAAUAUCAAUUUACAAAAUCUAUUUUGAUCAGCGAUAAAUGAUUCGUUUUGUUUGUCUAUUUAUAUUAAAAUUUA